Molecule: messenger RNA, 1662 nt
Organism: Macadamia integrifolia
Lineage: Eukaryota; Viridiplantae; Streptophyta; Magnoliopsida; Proteales; Proteaceae
Product: heterogeneous nuclear ribonucleoprotein 1-like
Exons: 2
Coding region: 229-1302 (357 amino acids)
Molecular function (GO): RNA binding
Source: RefSeq, a predicted model, not a curated record
AACGAGAAGAAACACAAAAAGAAUUAUAAAUCCGCACCUCAUCGGCCUUUUCACACUCCCUUUAAAAUCUCUGUUACUAAUUAAUCUUUUCUUGUUUUUUAGUACUUCAAGUUUUAUUUCUCUCUGAUGAUUUCACUUUCUGUUCUUUCAAAAACCCUAGUCGUAUUGUUUCUUGAGGUUUCUGCUUUUGUGGGUUUUAGGGUUUUUGGUUUGUUGACUUGAUUUGUCAUGGAUUCUGAUCAAGCAAAAUUGUUCGUGGGAGGAAUUUCUUGGGAAACCAGUGAUGAAACUUUGAAAGAUCACUUCGGGAAGUACGGGGAUGUUGUGGAGUCUGUGAUAAUGAGAGACAAGAAUACAGGGAGUGCAAGAGGAUUUGGGUUUGUUCUAUUCUCAGAUCCAUCAGUAGCUGAUAAAGCGCUUCAAGACAAGCAUGUCAUACUAGGAAGAACGGUAGAGGUGAAAAAAGCGGUACCCAGAGGUGAUCAACACCAACACCAUCAUCCUCACCAACAACAGAAUAAAGGUUCAAUUAAGAACAGUAGUAAUGGUGGGAGUGACAAUCAGUUUAGAACUAAGAAGAUUUUUGUAGGGGGUUUAUCUUCUAGCCUAACAGAGGAGGAGUUUAAGAGCUACUUUGAGAAGUUUGGUAGGGUUACAGAUGUUGUCGUUAUGUAUGACAGUGUAACCCACAGACCUAGAGGCUUUGGGUUCAUAACCUUCGACUCCGAAGAAGCCGUGGAGAGUGUAAUGCAGAAGAAUUUCCAUGAGUUGAACGAUAAAUUCGUGGAGGUUAAGAGGGCUGUCCCCAAAGAUGGGAAUAGCAGUGGUAACAGCAACGGUAAUAAUACGAGAGCAGGUGGUGGAAGAGGGUCUCUAUUUGGUAGUUACCGAGGUGUAGUUCACCCACCUUCCAGCCCCAGGUAUUGGAUGUUCCCUGGUUAUACCCCUCCACCUCUUCCUGGGUAUGGGAGUAUUGGGGGCUACCCUUAUGGAGGAGGGUACCCUAUGGGAGGAUAUGGCGAAAUUGGUUAUGGGACACCUCCAAUUGCCGUCCCUAGGGGUCCUUGGUAUAGCCCAGCCAUGGUUGGUGCUAGGCGGAGUCCGGUUCUGUAUGGGGAUGCCGCAAUCUAUCCUGGCUACAUGAAUGGUGGAGUUGGUGGGAGCUUGGGGAUGGCAGCUGGUGAUAAUCGUGGGAUUAUUAGGCCUGCUGCAAAUGGGAAGUGGAAUCAGGGAAAUGGCAGUAAUGCACAGGUACCUGCCAGCACAACACCACCAAAAAAUGAUGGUGAAAAAUUGGAAUAGGAUCCCUCAGGUUUCAGUGGAAGCAAUAGUGCUGGUGCAGUCAAGCAGAGCCGGAGGGGACCUGAUGGACGAUAUAGUUCUUGUCCUAUCACUAAUUCUAGUUGAAUUCUUUGUAUGUCAUUAACAAUCAUUUGAGGUCAGUAAAAUUUUAUACAAGUUGACUGGAGCUUCUCACUUUCAAUCCUUGGAUGCUUGCUUCUUCUUUUUUUAAAGUUAUUCUCGAUGUGUGUCAUUCAUUUCAUCAUGCAAUUUCCUCAUGUAAUAUAUAUGUCAGUGGACUCCAAAUUAUUGCCAUGUAGUCACUUUUCGAUAAGCUUUGGAGGCAAUGAGAAAUUUGGUCAGCUAGCUGAACUGUUUACA